AUGUCCGUCAAUCAAUCGAAGGGUGACAAGAACGAGCCGCAGCAGUACAGAAGAGUAGGUCGAUCCGGUAACUCAUCCUUGCCAAGGAACUACUCCGGUGGUGGUGGGAAGGGCGGCGGCGGCGGCGGCGGAGGAAGUAACACCGCCCCACCAUCCUCCUCCUCUUAUUCUUCGCAGAGAAGCUUUAAGAAGACGAAUAAUCAUGCUCAAGGAGUACAACCUAGGGUAAACACCCCGAUUACAAAUUCAAAUUCGGAUUUGUCGAAUUCUUCUACUCCCGGAGGCGCUAGUGUAACCAAUGGCGCACAUUUACAACCGCCGGCACGAGGUGCACCUGGUUCUCCAUCUACUCCAAAGCCAUCUGAAACACCAAUUCAGAAGAACACCCCCGGCCUCCCAAAGGCUCCUCCACAGGGUAACACAACUGUUCCCAGUUCUGAUGUUACUGGUCCUUCAACUCCAACAAAAGGUCCUGCAGAUGCUUCUAGGGCAUUUCCACUUCAAUUUGGAUCAAUCAGUCCUGGUAUCGUGAGUGUAAUGCAGAUACCUGCUCGAACUAGCUCUGCCCCACCAAAUUUUGAUGAACAGAAACAAGCUCAAGCUCAUGUUGAUUCCUUAAAAGCUAAUAAAAUUCAAACUCCAUCAAUCCCAAAACAACAAAGAAAAGAUGAUGUUUCGGUUUCUGUUUCUGUUAUUCAAAGUAAUGCCCCUGAGAUUCAUCAUUCUAUUUCAAAACCUAAAAAAGAAAACCAAACUUUAUCUACCCAUUCUACCCCUCAAAAGCUGCCUGGACCUCCGAUCCCUGGUGUUUCAAUGCAAAUGCCAUUUCACCAUUCUCCAAUACACGUCCCCUACCCUACUCCAAAUCCCCAAAUGCAAUCACAAGGAAUGCCAAAUAUGCCCCUCCCAAUGCCCUUACAAAUGGGGAAUCCACCACAACAAGAGGUGGCUCCUAGCACAAUGUAUGCUAUUAUGUAUGAAAGAGCGGGAGGUGGCUCCUGGCACACUGUAUGCUAA
Molecule: messenger RNA, 1017 nt
Organism: Lactuca saligna
Lineage: Eukaryota; Viridiplantae; Streptophyta; Magnoliopsida; Asterales; Asteraceae
Source: the annotation of a GenBank genome assembly